This is a messenger RNA of Heteronotia binoei (common prickly gecko), 1605 nucleotides long. RefSeq names its product nitrilase 1 (gene NIT1). Bases 205 to 1215 code for a protein of 336 amino acids. The transcript has 7 exons. Lineage: Eukaryota; Metazoa; Chordata; Lepidosauria; Squamata; Gekkonidae. Gene Ontology annotation, molecular function: hydrolase activity, acting on carbon-nitrogen (but not peptide) bonds, in linear amides. The record is from RefSeq and is a predicted model, not a curated record.
AUUCUGGCCUAUGGUUACCUUGUGUCGCCAUCCUAGCUAAGGGACCCCAUGUAUUCUAUGGCAUAGGGCGUUCUGUCGGCCAUUUUUUUUACGGGUAACUUGGACUAGGAAGAGCCAUCUUUGUUAAAGGCACUGACCGACUUCCCGCGUGGACUUUUGAUCCUGGUCUUGGGGGCGUUCUCAGCCGCUUCCUAUUUUCCGCUCAUGCUGAGAAGAGUGACCCAGAAAUCUCUGCAAACCUAUCUCAAGGGCUUCUUCCUUCCCAGGCCCUGGAAACAGUUUUGGCAGAUCAAAAGCCAGACACCUGACCACAGACUCUCUGCUGCCCCCUGUGGAUUCAGAGGCAUGUCUGCCAGCGCCAGAGCCCUGAAGCCCCUCAUUGCUGUCUGCCAGGUGACCUCAACCCCCAACAAAGACCAUAACCUGGAAUGCUGCUCAAGCCUCAUCCAGGAGGCAGCCCAGCGGGGCGCCUGUGUCAUCUUCCUCCCCGAAGCCUUUGACUUCAUUGGCAGCAACACAGAAGAGACCCUCAGCCUGGCUGAGCCCCUGGAAGGAGAUCACAUCCGGCAUUACGCUAGCCUUGCCAGAGAAUGUGGGGUCUGGUUGUCCCUUGGAGGCUUCCACGAGAGAGGCAGCGACUGGGAGAGCACACACCGGAUCUACAACUGCCACCUGCUCCUGGAUCCCAAAGGAACGCUGGUGGCUGCCUACAGAAAGACUCACCUCUGCGACGUGGAGCUGGAGGGACGAGUGUCCAUGAAGGAAAGCGCCUUUACCAAUCCAGGUUCGGAGAUUGUGUUGCCUGUCAGCACCCCGGCUGGAAAGGUCGGCCUGGCCAUCUGUUACGACCUACGUUUCCCAGAGAUGUCACUCGCUCUGGCCCAGGAAGGGGCGGAAAUCCUGACCUACCCAUCUGCCUUCACGGUGACCACAGGUUCUGCACACUGGGAGGUGCUACUACGAGCUCGCGCCAUUGAGACCCAGUGCUAUGUGGUAGCAGCCGCUCAGACGGGCAAGAACCAUGAGCACCGCACCUCCUACGGCCACGCCAUGAUAGUGGACCCCUGGGGCAGCGUCAUUGCCCAGUGCCAAGAGGGACCGGGCCUCUGCUAUGCCGAAAUUGACCUGGCUUACUUGCGCCGCAUCCGGCAGGAGAUACCCGUCUUCCACCACCGGCGGCCCGACCUGUAUGGCCGGGUGGCCCCCUUGUCAUGAGUGGGCGCGCCCUCACCUGCCGUGUCGAGGACUCAGCUGCUGCCGGACUGGCCUCCGGAAUCGAGGUGCUACCCACGUGAUUGUGAGGAAAGGAGCAGCCUCUAACCAUCCUGGACCUAAUGGAUCAGCACUGUUGAUUUGUGCCCCAGUAAAGAGCUGUGAUGCUUGCAGAAGUGGGACUGACAAACUGAGCACCAUAUAGGCUGCAUUAAGAACACUUUACCCCAUCUCUGCUAGAAAACCGAGUUUCUACUCCUGCUCAAUUCUGCCAUUACUUUUAAUGUCAUCUUGGUCAUAGAUUUCCUUUUAGGCCUCUGGCACUCCAGCAGGUCCCAGUAGAUCACAUUUCACCUAAAUAAAGCUUAACUGCCACUUUACAUUCCUCCAGGA